This is a messenger RNA of Nicotiana tabacum (common tobacco), 330 nucleotides long. NCBI's taxonomy places the organism in Eukaryota, Viridiplantae, Streptophyta, Magnoliopsida, Solanales, Solanaceae. The record is from RefSeq and is a predicted model, not a curated record.
AUGGGGCGCGACAAUGACGGACUCGAAGAGAGUAUCAUCUUCAACGAGUCAGAUGCCGACGAUUUGACUUUCCCUCGUAAUGAUGCCCUUGUUAUUAAUUUACGUAUUUUAGAUACCGAUUUCAAGCGCAUCAUGGUGGACGAUGGAAGCGGUGUGUGCAUUAUUCAUCCCCGAGUCCAUACCCAAAUGUGGCUUGAGGAUAAGAUAGUGUCGCGUUGCAUCACACUAACCGAUUUUGACAAUGCAGUUGAACAAACAUCCGGGAAAAUUACACUCCCUGUCUUGGCCGGCGGCGUAACUCUAAAGACAACAUUCCACAUCAUGGACUAG